This is a messenger RNA of Mauremys reevesii (Reeves's turtle), 3365 nucleotides long. RefSeq names its product acyl-CoA oxidase 2 (gene ACOX2). NCBI's taxonomy places the organism in Eukaryota, Metazoa, Chordata, Testudines, Geoemydidae. Gene Ontology annotation, biological process: lipid homeostasis; fatty acid beta-oxidation using acyl-CoA oxidase; very long-chain fatty acid metabolic process. The transcript has 15 exons. The record is from RefSeq and is a predicted model, not a curated record. Gene Ontology annotation, cellular component: peroxisome. Bases 513 to 2540 code for a protein of 675 amino acids. Gene Ontology annotation, molecular function: fatty acid binding; FAD binding.
GUGCAGCUAAACCAAAGUAGGAGCAUGAAGCUGAAGGUUACUGGGUACCUCUGAGCUGCCACGUUUGCUUUUCACUGUACAGCAAGAGCAGUCGAUUACAUUUGUUUUAUUGGGCUGAGCAAUGUUUCUAUGCCUAGACGAUAACAGGCAGACCCUGAAUUCAAUGCCUUAAGAUCAUGCCAGGUGUUAGGAUCCGUCUUGCAAAGGGCUUCCAAACUAGAAAUAACUAGGAAUGACAGAUAGCUUUAUGAAGCCAGACAACCUCUUUCAUCAACUCCGGCUGAACUGGACGUCCUUUACUCAGCGAUAGAAUUGUACGUUUGUGUAGGAUUACGGUUAAGGUCAGACAGAUUUUAAAGCCAGAAGGGACCAUUAGGAUCAUGUAGUCAGACCUCCUGACAGCACAGGAUAUAGAAUUUCACCAAGUGAUUCCUGCAUCAGUAACAUGUGGCUGAACUAGAGAGUGUCUGGGGGAAGGAGACCAAAGCCCCGAGGGCUUCCAGCAAUCUCAGAUGGCCCAGUGGAACAGGAGUGGCUAUUUCAGGAGCUCUGGUAGCAGAGAUGUGAAUCCCGACCUUGAAGCUGAAAGGCAGACUGCCUCCUUCAGUGUGGAGAGGCUCACUGCCAUAUUGGAUGGAGGUGCUGACAACACCAGGACACGGAGGGCAGUGGAGGCAGUUAUCCACAGUGAACCUGGCUUUAGCAGAGAAAACCAAUACUUCCAGAGCCAGAAUGAGAGGUAUGAAGCAGCAGUCAGAAGGUCUGUUUACCUCAAGGAGAAGAUGCAUCAAAUGGGAUGGACUGAAGACGGGCCUGAAAUUAUGUAUUGCUACAGGGCCCUUGGAGGAGACCUAGCAUUUAACAUCCACAGAGUCUUUAAGAACAGUAUCUUGGCCCUGGGAACAGAUGAACAAAUUGCCAAGUGGAUCCCACUUGCUGACAAAUACCACAUUAUAGGAACCUAUGCUCAAACUGAAUUGGGACAUGGGACAUUUCUUCGGGGUUUGGAGACAACAGCGAUUUUUGACAUUUCCACUCAGGAAUUUACACUGAAUACACCAAAGAUCUCGGCAAUGAAGUGGUGGCCUGGAGACUUGGGCAGGUCAGCAACCCACGCUGUGGUUUUUGCCCAGUUGUAUAUUAAAGGAAAGUGCUACGGUUUGCAUGCCUUCAUCCUGCAGAUCCGCAGCCUUCAUGACCAUUCACCUGCACCAGGGGUUAUUGUGGGAGACAUUGGUCCCAAAAUGAAUUUUGAACACAUUGACAAUGGCUAUCUCAUGCUGCAGAACAUUAAUAUUCCUAGAGAAAACAUGCUGAGCAGAUUCUCCCAGGUUCUACCAGAUGGCACCUACGUGAAACGAGGGUCCGAUAAGAUUAACUACUUGACCAUGAUCAUGACACGUGUUCAUAUGCUUUGGAUUGAAGUUAUACCCAUGCUGUUGAAGGCCUGCACCAUCGCCACCAGAUAUUCGGUGGUUCGCCGGCAGUCCAAGUUGAACCCGGGUGACCCAGAGGCAAAAAUCCUAGACUACCAGACUCAGCAACAGAAGCUACUACCUCUGCUAGCAACAGCCUAUGCCUUUCAUUUCAUGAACGCCUAUGUGAACGAGUUCUACAACAAAGGAUACACAGAGAUCAAACAGGAGAAUUUCGAUUCACUACCUGAGCUUCAUGCGCUUACUGCAGGCAUUAAAGCCAUAAUUACAGAGCACUGCACUGCGGGAGCGGAGAUCUGUCUCAGGGCCUGUGGAGGCCAUGGUUACUCUGCGCUGAGUGGACUCCCUCUUCUGUAUACUAAACUAGCCGCUUCUUGUACUUACGAAGGGGAAAACACAGUUCUGUUCCUGCAGACUGCCAGGUUUCUGGUAAAGUGCCUUGCAGCAGUUCACUCUGGCCAGCCCAUCCCUCCAUCAGCCGCCUAUUUGUCUUCAGUGGACUCUGGAAAGUGUCAGGCACGGACCAAGAUGGACUUUCUCAAACCAGACAUUUAUGCAGAGGCCUAUCGGCAGAGAGCAACCAGGCUCCUCGGAAAUGCAGCAACCAAACUACAGGGUUUGGUUCAGUCAGGAGCUGAACAGCAUGAGGCAUGGAACCAGUGCACAGUACAGCUUAUGCAGGCUGCAAAGGCUCACUGCCACUACAUUGUUGUGAAAAACUUCAUAGACACAGUGGAGAAACUUAGAAAUGAGGCUGAAAUCCAGAAGAUUGUGAAACACCUUUGUGACCUUUUUGCAUUACAUGGUAUCUUCUCAAACAUGGGAGAUUUCCUGCAUGCUGGGUACAUAUCUGGGGACCAAAUGGACAUGGUGACUGCAUCCUACUUGGACCUACUCGCUGUCAUUCGGAAUGAUGCAGUGCCACUAGUGGAUGCUUUCGACUUCACCGAUGAAAGUUUAAAUUCUGCGCUUGGCAGUUACGAUGGACACGUCUACCAACGCCUUUACGAGUGGGCUCAAAAGUCACCAACCAACAAACAGAUGAGCCAGGCCUAUGCACGAUACCUGAAGCCACUUUUUCAGAGUGCUCUGUCAAAACUAUAAAGAUGAACAGCUGCUUGGGACACAGACAUCAUCUUCUUUGGUUCCAUGUAUGGUGCACUAGCUAGCACACCGCCAGUGUUUUAUAAAUAAUCAAAGAGUAACACAGAACAGUUGACUGUACUGUCUGCAAACAUCAACUGGAAUUCUUAGUCAUUUACAUUUAAGAAUGGAAGGAAGCCAAUCAGUUUUCAUCUAUGUCCAUGGUUAUGCAGAGUUCCAUUAGGAACUUACCUAAUUUUUUUUUUUUUUAAAUAUGUUCACGGUAGCUGCCGAAGCCGCCGUAUUUAGCAGUCCGAUUCUCAAUGUUUUAUUACAUUCAGGUUAAAAAUAAUUACUUUCUUGCUGCCUGGGACAUAAGUUUGCUGAGCUCAUAAAAUGCCUUGCCCAGAAUCAAGGAACUUAAGUUAACAAAAGUAAUGUAAAGUCACAGCCAGAGGUUCUAAAACCAGCUGCUUAGAUUAAAGACUAUCUGCACUUAAAUUUAACCAGUCAAAACUCACACAGUAUGUGCCAGCUUCAAUUUGUGAAAAUGAUCUGUUAUGAUGAAAGCUUCUGAUACCCUUUCUGUAAACUUCAGCCUUCAACAGGGGUGUGUGAUUUAGGGUUUGCUUAUUAAAUGGAUCUGUGGUUCUCAAGUAGAAAGGACACCUAUCUUCUAUUCGGUGAUUAAACCAAGCAUUACAUUGCAAAUAAAUUAAGAAAUGUUGUGAAGUACUUAUUUUAGGAUUUUCUUGUACUGUUGCAAACAAACUAUUUUACAGGGGUCAUAUAUUGGGUCUCGCUUGGCAAGAAACAGAAGCAGCUUGCUGGAGCUUCCUCAGUUCG